AUGGCGACUAUUUCGCCGUCCCCGCCUCAAACGAUUGAAUGUGGAAACUCGAGACCAGUGGCCUGUGCCAACUGUCGUCAACGGCGGUCGUACUGCUCCAAGGAAAAGCCGACGUGUUCUCGAUGUCGAGACAGUGGCCUUCGCUGCACCUAUGAGGAAACUAGGAAGAUCACCAUCACGGAGGCCUACUUGAGAGACCUCGAAGCCAAGGCAAAGGCCUAUGACGAGUCUGUCGCGAAACAGUCGCAAGCCGCAGCAAACACAAAGGCCCAUCGCAAUGCAACCGAAGAAAACGGAGAAGAGUUUGAGGAUGGGCACCCCUUGCUCGAGCCGUUCAAUCAGCUCAGCGUUCACAACCCGUCGACGAGUUUCAAAGGCCCCGGGAACUCGGACAACUUUUUGCGCAGUGUGAGAAAGCUUUCGGGCUUCUACGGCGACGACGGCAGUCUGGAUGCAAACACAAACUUCUACGAACCCAGCGCUUUGCCCUCGCGGCGGGAGAAGGCGAGAACGCAAGUCCGACUACCGCCAAUCGACAUCGCCCGGCGACUCUUUGCCGCACAAUACACCUACAUCGGUACGAUCUUCGCGUUCACCGAUCCCAAGGCCAAGUUUGAUCAAUCCCUUAUCGAGGCAUAUCGCGGGCCGCCUGAUCCUUCCGACAGAGAAGCGUGCCUUUCCUACGCGAAAGUGCUCAUCAUCUUGGCCUUUGGCCAGCUGUACUCUGUCAAUCAGUGGGUCGACUUCAGGGGCCCGCCAGGUUUCGACUACUUCACUCACGCACUGAAUCUGUUGCCAGACACGCACGAAGAGGGCUCGAUCCUUUGCGUUGAGACACUGGCCCUCAUCGGAUAUUUCAUGCAAAACAUGAACCGACGCGAUGCUGCGUUCCUCUACACCGGCAUGGCUCUUCGUAUGGCCAUAUCGCUAGGUUUGCACCAUGAAAUCGGGUACAGUCCAGUCCAGCAUCCAUUGCAAGGCCAGGAAGCGAGCUUGACAACACUAGAUGAUGCGACCCGUGAGCAUAGACGGCGGGUCUGGUGGUCCGUCUACAGCCUGGAUCGCAUCUUGUCUGUGAAAUCCGGCAACCCCAUCACCAUUCAAGAGGAGGAUAUCGGCGUGGACCUUCCUUCCAGACUGCCUAAAGAAGCAGAGUAUUGUCCAGCUGUGGUGUUGCGGCAUUACACCGAGCUCUCCCGGAUUCUCGGCGAAAUCCACAACACCAUCUACCGCAAAACAAGCAAGACGGCCCCGAAGUCUGGGAAACGCUUGAUGGCCUCGGUUCAGAGCAUCGUCUUGAGUCUCUCGAAAUGGAACCGCGAAUUGCCGGACGAGUUGCGCUUCGACCCUGCACGCUUAAGCAUCAGUCGUGAGAGCGUCAGCACUUUCGCUCAUUACUACCAGUGUAUCAACAUGACCGCGAGGCCGCUGCUCUUCCAUGUCGUCCAGAAACGGUUACAGAGGAUUCGCAGCAGCGACGAUCCCGGAGAGAAGGAGCGGGACUGGAAAGAGGGAUUGUCGCAGACGACGGUUAGGGUUAUUGACAUGUGUAUUGGUGCGGCACAGGACUCGAUCAACAUUAUGACUGUUGCAGCGCAGAGAGACCUCGUCGCAACAUAUGGAUACAUGGACGGAGAGCAUGUCUUCUCGGCUUCGAUAGUUCUCGUCAUGGUUUGCGUUGCAUUUCCUACCGACGCUUCCAACAUCCUGGCCAUGAAUGCCGGGCUCGAUCUCCUGAAAGGGAUGGGGGAACGUGGGAACAGUUACAUGGGGGCCCGGUACGAGCUCCUCGCCAACCUGCGCCCUACUGCCAUGUCAGGAAACAAUGCCCAGCCUUUGCCCUUGCCUCCAUUUCCGACCAGCUUCUCGCCCACGGACUCGAUGAUGCCGACAGGGCCUGGCUCUGCACAGGUUUCCACCAUUCCAACAACGAUGGGAGACGGCCACGGCAAUCUUACCACAAUGCAAGGGGUCCUCAGCCAGCGGGUGACGUUUCCGGUGGUUGACAACAGCUCACUCGGCGAGCCCUUUUACGACGAGAGCGUGAGCACGGUGAUGGACUUUGGGCUGUGGGAGGAGGGCUUCGCCGACCCAGCCAUGGACGCGAGCUUUGAUUUUUCGCAAUGGACACAAACAGCUGGCAUGGCUCAAGCCGAUGAUAGGAUGGACGUGUAA
Messenger RNA from Colletotrichum higginsianum IMI 349063, 2175 nucleotides. Its product is annotated as Fungal specific transcription factor. Gene Ontology annotation, biological process: DNA-templated transcription; regulation of DNA-templated transcription. NCBI's taxonomy places the organism in Eukaryota, Fungi, Ascomycota, Sordariomycetes, Glomerellales, Glomerellaceae. The coding region runs from base 1 to 2175 and encodes 724 amino acids. The record is from RefSeq and is a predicted model, not a curated record. Gene Ontology annotation, molecular function: DNA-binding transcription factor activity, RNA polymerase II-specific; DNA binding; zinc ion binding. The transcript is spliced from 5 exons.